Contarinia nasturtii (swede midge) is the source of this 9648-nucleotide messenger RNA. It is a transcript of the gene Megf8, whose product is annotated as multiple epidermal growth factor-like domains protein 8. NCBI's taxonomy places the organism in Eukaryota, Metazoa, Arthropoda, Insecta, Diptera, Cecidomyiidae. The coding region runs from base 263 to 9253 and encodes 2996 amino acids. The record is from RefSeq and is a predicted model, not a curated record. Gene Ontology annotation, molecular function: protein binding; calcium ion binding. Gene Ontology annotation, cellular component: Golgi apparatus. The transcript has 20 exons.
AACAAGAACAUGCACUCAGAUAGCAACACAAUCGUAUUUUUUGUCUGUACGAAUGUAAAUAAAUAAUAAUUUCAAUUUUAGUGGAUUUUCAACAACAAAAAUACAAUUCGAAACAAAUUUUGUUCGCAAAAAUAAAGUGUAAACCAAAUUCAGAGUGAAUGCACUUGAAGAAAGAUGAAUUUGAGCAAAAAACAUUUGUCGUCGAUCUGGUGAAUUUGGAAAAUCAUUGUGGAAAAAGUAAGAGAGCCAUUGCGAAAUCGUAAUGUUCAUCUGGUGGCAUCGAAUUUGGAACAAAGACUCAAAUAAACAGCAACAUAAUUUUGAUACAAAUGCAUCACAACAACGACAUAAUCACAUAGAUAAUAGCAACCGAACAAUAAUUCCACAACAUCACGAUCAUCAUCAGCUGUCAUAUUCUGUCCAUCACAAUUGUAAAAGCCAAUCAAAAUGCAUCAGAAAAUCUCGAAGUGACCACUCGUCUCGGAUGAAUUUAUUUUGUUUGGUCAUCAUUUUAAUUCAUUGUUUCAAUGUGUUUGUGCUUGCGAUUGGAAGUGAAAAUUUGGGCAAUUCACAACCACAACCAUGCGAUCGAACACGCCGUGUAUUCACUGAAUUACAAGGUGAAAUUAGCAAUGGACCGCCUGGCUACAACUAUACACAAGAUUCACAUUGCGAGUGGUUGAUUGAAGCGAAAAAUGACAGCCAAUUUAUCACAUUGAAAUUUCAUAGUCUCGCUACAGAAUGCUCAUACGACUAUGUAUUCGUUUUUGAUGGUGAUUCAUAUAAAUCUCCGUUAUUGGGUAGUUUCAGCGGCAAAACGGAGCCACAACAAGUUGUGGCAACAUCAGGAAGUAUGCUAAUUCUACUCUAUAGUGACACAAAUUAUGUGCUAAAUGGUUUCCAAGCUGAAUAUUUCAUUAGCAAUUGCCCGAAUAAUUGCUCAAAUCGUGGUAAAUGUGUUGGGCAUCAGUGCGUGUGUAAAGGCGAUUGGAUUGCAAAAGAUUGCAGCAUACACGCUUGUCCCGACAGCUGUGGAGUUAGCGAAGGUCGUGGAAUUUGCUCCAAAGAACAUUGCCGUUGCAAAAAUGGUUAUUCUGGGAAAGCGUGCAGUCUUCAUAUCGACAAUAAUAUCGGAAAUGAAUGGCAUUAUUUAGCCAGCAGUUACAGUGGACUAACACCACGGGCAGCUCAUUCGGCAAUUUAUGUACGUGAAACGGAUUCAUUUUAUGUAUACGGCGGUCAUGAUUUGAACAAUGUUCUUGGCGCUUUGCAAAUUUAUCGCUUUAACAAAAGUACGUGGGAAGAUGAGUUGGGAAUUUCAUUGCGUAGUCGACACUUUCCGGCUGAAUGGGAUAAUACACUGCUAAAAGCUAUUCUCCAUCAAAAUGAAGAAGAAGCAAGACUAUGGGGAUUGGGGCGUGACGCUUCGUUCUUCCGGAAUAUUUUACUUUCAAUUUCAGAUGAAAAUUUUUUACGUCGUCGGCAACGUUCGCCAAAACGUAGUUCAAAGCUUCCAUUAAAUUUAAACGAAUCACUAACGAAUACGGAUAUUUCCGAAUUUUUGGAAGAAUUAUCCGAAAAAUCACACAUUGGACCAAUGCAUCGAUACGGUCAUGCAGCAUGUUCGAUUUCAUUGGAUGGCGGGGGUUUUGUCAUUUCCGGCGGUAGAUUGGAUGAUGGCCGUUUAUCGAAUGACUUAUGGAUGUUUAAUGCAUCGGCACAACAGCCAGAAGACUAUUGGAUUUUGAGAGCAACCAACUCAUCAUUUCAAAUACCACAACUUACGCAGCACACCAUUACCCUGGCCGGUGAUUAUUUAUACGUUUUUGGCGGAACUUUGAGUAAUGGCCAAUUUUCAUCAAGAAUUUUUCGCAUAAAAUUGAUGAACGAUCCAAAUGAAGAUCAAUGGGAAGAAGUACAUGCACGUGGUGGCAAAUCUCUAGAUGUACGCGUUGUUGCUCACACUUGCAUUUAUCAUGAGGCCACAAAUUCAUUGUAUGUGUACGGAGGAAUUUCUGUGAAUGUAGCACGUUUUUCAAAAUUGUCGGAUCGAAUGUUUGUGUUUCAUUUGGACGAUUUGCAUUGGACUGAAAUACACUAUCCACGAAUGCAACUGCGUGAUGCAUACAUUCCGAGAGAACGUGCAUUUCAUACGGCAAACGUAGUGGGCAAUUAUAUGAUAAUCUUUGGUGGUUAUACCCAUCGACACAAUAAAGAGGAAAUCUGCUAUGACAAUCAAAUGUAUUUGUAUCAUUUGCGAUGUCAUACAUGGAUUGAUCCGGUUGUAUUGGGUAUGAAUCCUACACAACGGUACCCAAAGAAACAAGGUGUUUUUGCACACGGCGCCGCCGUACGAAAUGACAACACACUACUGAUUGUUGGGGGUUAUCAUGGGAAUGUAAAUGCUGAUCUGCUAGCAUACACACUACCACCAAUGCUUCAAGUCCGAAAGAGUGAACGAAUUUUCGAUCCAGAAAAUUAUUGUCACAAGCAUAAUGCUAUCUCGGAGUGCUUGGCAGAUUUGGAUUGCGGUUGGUGUAGCACUGACAAUGUCUGCUAUGGCCGAACGUUUGGAGCCAACUGUACAGCUAAUCUGCAAACUACACGGUGUCCUGGAAUUUGCCCUGCCCUGCACGACUGUCACGCUUGUUUGAUUCAUGGAAGUGAGAGUUCGUUGGAGAAUGAUCGUGUUCGGUCAUUUGCGAGUAAAUUUGGACUGAAUCAAUGUCAAUGGUGUGUGCAAAAUGCUCGAUGUCAUCACAAAGAUAAUUAUGGCACGUGUGGUUUUGGUGAGGACACUCCAUCACAAGAAAUGGGUUGGUGGGGUGCAAAUGGCAUCGAAAUCGAUUCAGCAAAGCAAUGUUCGCUCAUGGAUCGGCGACCCGGUCUAACAUUUUUAAAUUAUUACUCACCGGUAAAUUUCACAAUGCCCGAUCGUGUGAGUUUUAUCAAUGCAACAAUGGUUGAUUUUGCAACACCUAUUGCAACUACAAAAACUGAACACGAAAUACAUGGCGAUAUCGUUGCUCGCCUAUACGGUUUCAUUCGUCCACCGAAAAAAUGGAUUAAAUCCGGCGAACAGUGGCAUAUCUGUGCAAGUAACUCAAAAACAAUUCUCAACAUGAGCAAUUCAAUGAGUGGAUUCAAUGACUAUCGUACAAUGGCCAAUUUAUCAGUAGAAAACACACAAUGUGAAAUCAUAAAUUGGGAGAAAUUAAUAAUAGAUAAUGCUGAUUUGGCCAACGAAACCAUUUUAACCGAGCGCAUUUUAAUCGAUCUUCAAGCCAAUCGUAGUUUAUUUAUGACCGGUACAUCACAUCCGAACUUUUAUCAUGCACCAAGCAAAAUUGGUUUACAACACAAUGGUACACACGAUAGCAGUUAUUUCACCUUUGAAUAUCUUGAAACCUAUUCAAAUGGAAAUUGUGAAUCGCUAACAAAUUGUUUACAGUGUUUAUCGGACUCCAUGUGCGGUUGGUGUGAUGUGACAAAUAAAUGUGUGUUGCGCUCUUCUUCGGAAGAACUUUGUGCACCCGAUAAUGCAACCGAUUGGAAAUAUUUCAUUAUUGAACCGACGCAAUGUUCAAAUUGCUCGGAUUUCAUCACAUGUGGACAAUGUAUUGAUUCGAAUAUGUGUGAAUGGUGGCCAGAAGAUGCAAGAUGUGAACGAUACGGACGAUAUGAGCAUGCAAUUAAAAAUGCGGAACAGUGUCCGGCGCCGUGCAAUACCCGAGAAAGUUGUUCAAGUUGCUUGGAUGAGAGUGGCCGAUGUGUAUGGUGCGAAACGACUUCGACUUGUUUUAGUUUUUCCGUAUAUACCAGCGAAUUUCAGUUUGGAUUGUGUCGCGAAUGGAUCGAUCAAGCCGUUUCAACGGGCGAUAGCAAAGAACUUCCAAAACAAAAAUGUAAAUCAUGCGAAUCAUAUUCAAAUUGCUCGACAUGUUUGCAAAAUUUGAAUUGUGGCUGGUGUUUUGAUCGUGAUCAUCCAAUAAAAGGAAAAUGUUUGCAAGGCGAUUUCAAUAGCAGCGUUCAAAGUUGUGAUGAUGUUUUACAUAGUUCGGGCAUGACGAAAAUUGUUCCCGGCGAAACUGAAUGGGCGUACGCACAAUGUCCAGACGUUGAUGAAUGUGGAUUAGGGUUGCACGAUUGUCACAAAGAAGCCAAAUGCACUAACACGCACGGCUCGUACAAUUGUUAUUGUAGACGUGGUUUUAUUGGCGAUGGAAGAACAUCUUGCGUACGUACAUGCUACGAACAAUGUAUCAAUGGUUAUUGUUCAGGUGCACCCGAUUACAAAUGCAUAUGCGACAUUGGAUGGACAGGUGAAUCAUGCUCGAAUUCGUGUUUAUGCAAUAAUCAUUCGACGUGCGUUAAUGGGCCUGGUAUUUGUGAUAAAUGUGAACAUUGGACGGAGGGCGAUUCAUGCGAAAAGUGUCGAGCCGGUAGUUUUGGCAAUGCUACAUCAGUCGAAAAGAAAUGUCGCCCAUGUCAAUGUAAUGGUCACGGAAAAGAAGCGCUCGGCAUAUGCGACAUUCAGACGGGUGAAUGCUUUUGCGAACAUAAUACUGAAGGCAAUAAUUGUGAAAAAUGUAGUACAAAUUACUAUGGAAAUCCCGUGAAUGGUGGUCAAUGUUUCUUCCAGUGCGAAUCAAGGGGAAUGUUAAAGAGCGUUGGUCUACAAGGCAUCGGAUCAUAUCAAUCACAAAAGAAUAAUUUUGGACCUGAAGUUCGAGAAUGUUUAUGGAUUGUUAGUCCGCACACUUCAUCAGGCCAGCACGAUAGCGAUAAUUUUAUACAAUUCGAAAUCAUACGAGAUUCAUCGUUUAAUGUUUCAUGCAAUGAAAAUGCAGUUUAUGUUUAUGACGGUUUACCAGACCUAAUUGGUCACACACAACAACGGCAAUUGCUCAGCGUCUUUUGUUCUGAAGAUACGAAAUACUAUAGAGUUGAAGCACGCUCUGGACAUCUAACCGUUCAUUAUAAACAAAGUGUAAAAGGUCAAGGUUUCAAUGCCAUUUACACCGUUCAAAGUUGUGCAGCCGGUACUUGUUUACCGCCCCGAGUGUGUAAAGAUGGACAUUGUACAUGUGAAGAUGGUUUUAGUGGACCGGAUUGCAGCAUCGAAAGAUGUCCGAGAAAUUGUAGCGAAGCAUUGAAUCAAGGAAAAUGUGACAAUGCCUAUGGAAGAUGUUUGUGCAAUAAAGACUUUGGUAACAACGAUUGUUCCGUCCAAUUGAGGUAUGAGAAAAGUGUCAUUGUUACGGACCUAUUUAAUACGUUAUUAAUUGAUGAUUCGCUGGAACAUUUGCGAAAAACAUUACCACGCUUUGGUCAUUCGUUGCUCAGUGAUAAACGAGGAAAUCUUUGGAUGUUUGCCGGUUAUUCGUUGCAUCAUCAGGCUCUUAAUGAUAUUCGACAAUUUGAUACGAGGAACAGUAGUUGGAUGCAGGUCACUGUUGACUCUACGCCCGAUGCAAAAAUGCCACAAGGUCGUUAUUUCCAUGCAGCUGACAUUCAGCACUCAAAACAAGUUAUCUACAUUUAUGGUGGCAUGACAGGAAUGUCACAUAACAAUGCAAGCGAAAAGGUUUUAAAUGACUUUUGGAAAUUUAGUAUCAUCAAUCAGAGAUGGCGUGAAGUUGAAAUUGGAUCAAAUAUUAGACCUCCACAGUUAACCGGCCAUACACUAACACUGACAAGAGAUGGCGAACACGAUAUUCUGGUAUUGAUCGGUGGAUUUUCACCAAUGAAAGGCUUCUCACAGCAUACGUACGUCUUCAAUUUGACAACAGCGCAUUGGAGUAUUUUGGACACAUUUGGUCAGUCACCAAUCGGUAUCUACGGCCAUUCGGCCGUCUAUCAUCCCCUAUCACAAAGUGUGUACAUUUUUGGCGGAUAUUUAUUUUACAACAAUGAAAAAAUCGGAAUGUCAAACAAAUUGUAUGCAUUGAGUGUUAGCCAGAGAACAUGGACUGAAAUUGCAAUUUUCAGCGGAAUAAAUCCGGUCGAAAGUAAUUUACCACGAGCUCGAGCCUUGCAUUCGGCCGUAUCAACGGAUAACUAUAUGCUUGUGUAUGGUGGACGAACGAUGCCCGAAAAUUCAUCCGAUUCGCUUAUUGCAUACGUUUACAAAUGCAACAUGUGGGUGCGACUAACGGAAAAUAUUGAGAUGGUUGGCGAAUUGAAGCCAUCUUAUGCGCAUGGAAUGACAUAUGACUCCGAUGGUUCAGUGUACAUCGUAAGCGGUUGGGAUGGUCAAAUAAGCAGUCGUGUGAUUCGUAUUAAUUUACCGAAUGAUUUAUGUGAAUUGUUCAGUAGCAGAAAACAUUUGUGUCGACACUUUAUGGGCUGCAGUUAUUGUAUACUAAAACAAAAUGAUACGCUCGUUUCACAUUGUCAUGCAAAUGAACGUCUGGAUAUUUGCUUGGGUGAUGAGAAACAAAUCAAUAAAGGUGUUUCAUGUGAUGCAGUAGCUAUUGGAGGGCGAAUUUGUGGAACUUUCACCACAUGCGAAUCAUGUACAGCCAUUUAUCCAUACUUUAUGGAACACGAUUCACCGUGUCGCUGGUGUGGCGAUAGCAGCACUGGUCGCUGCGUUCCACUGAACAGUACAAAUUACUGUAGCGAUGAAUCAACCGAAAUUGUUGCAUCGAGUGGAAAAUGCCCGGGAAGUUAUUGUAACGGUGAUUGUGACAUUUGUAUGGAGCGUGGAUGCCAUUGGUUGCACGAUGAAAAUGGAAAAAGCUAUUGCGCUUCUGAAAUUGAAAUGAAUAGUGAAACAAAACAAGAAUCUCAUAUUUGUCCGCGUCGUUGUGAAACAUAUAAAAAUUGUACAGAUUGUUUGAGUAGUGAAAGCGAAGGUGGAUGCCGAUGGUCGACACAACUUGAACAAUGUAUUUCACCAAAUUAUCAAACUCUUUGGUGCGUUGGUGGCGUAUGUGGUUUGGUGUUGACACAGUCCGAAAUCUCUUAUUGCCCGGAACCAUGCAGUGCGUAUACACAGUGUCAUACGUGUUUAGCGCAUGCACAUUGUGGAUGGUGUGCACGUAAUAAUAAUACAGAAGGGGAUGGCGAUGGUGUAUGUACGGAAGGAUCACUCGAAAGUCCCAGUGAGUUCCCAGCCGCCUCAACCUGUGAUAUCAUUUAUGCAAAUCAAAAAAAUCUAACCACCAUUAAUCCAAACGAUGAAUUCAUAUGGAACUAUGUAACAUGCCCACCAGAGAAUGAAUGCAUAAACAAUCAUCACAAUUGUAAUCCAAAAUCAGAACGUUGUAUAGAUCGUUUAAUUGGUUACGAAUGUGAAUGUGCUGAUGGAUUUGAACCAGUUUCGGCAAGUAAAAAUGUGAUGGCCAAUAAUGUUUCGAAUACGGUGGAUUUCGAUAAAACGUGUAUUCCAAAAUGUACACAAGGAUGUGUACGUGGUCGUUGUAUUGAGCCUGAUAAAUGUGAAUGUGAUUUUGGUUAUGUAGGUGCAAACUGUAGCAUUGGAUGCUUGUGUAAUGGACAUUCAAAUUGUAAGGGACCCGAUCAACUCGACGUUUGUCUCGAAUGCAAAAAUAACACAGUCGGAAAUCAAUGUGAAAUGUGCGCACCACUUUAUGUGGGCGAUGCCAAAAACAAUGGCGAAUGUGUUGCUUGUAUUGAUUAUUGUCAUGGACAUACGGAUUUGUGCGUUGAAAGAGAUUCAAAUAUUACAGUAAAAAAUAUGAAUCAAAAUGAACUGCUCGCAACAUUAACGCAUGGCCCAACUCAGGAUGCACUUUGUUUGAAAUGCCACAAUCAAACGACCGACGAACGAUGUGAAGGAUGUAUUUAUGGCUAUUUUCGAGGAGCUGAAGAUCUUCGAUUACCAUGCAGAAAAUGCCAUUGUCAGGGCCAUGGUGACAGUUGCGAUCCGGUCACAGGCGAAAAAUGUAAUUGUGGGAAUAAUACAGAGAGCGAUACAACGUGUACAUCAAAUCGAAAUUCAGCCCAUCAAUGCUGGAUGCUUCAGUGUUCAAAGUGUCGUGAAUCAUAUCAAGGCAACCCAACAGAGGGUCAUCAAUGUUACAAACAAAUCACCGUCGAAGCAAAAAUGUGUUUUGAUGCCAAAACCAUCGAUGAAUGCAAGAAACCACAGCCAUUGAAAAAUGGCCAAACAACGUUUUUCGUUGUACAACCACGUUUCAUGAAUGUUGACAUUCGUAUCAUAGUAGACGUAACAAGUGGCGAACUGAAUUUAUACAUGAGUCCACAGGAAGAUGCGUUAGUUGUUGAAACGAACAAUGAAAAUAGUCAUCACAAUAUCUAUUUCGAUAGUAAAUACAGUUGGUUUGCCGAUUACAAUUCCGAAUUGAUUGAACCGAUAAGCAUUGCACGAAAAUCAUCAUCAAUUUUCUCAAAUCAUCAAUACGAAGGGAAUUUUUCGUACACAAAUUCACGACGCUUUUUACCCGAUAUAACACAUGAUUGCAGUCCAUUAAAUCUCAAUAGUUUAUUUGUAAAGGAUGUGCACGCCAAAGAGCUUAGUACAUACGUCACUCUUCAUAAGUGUAACACAAUGCUUCGUGUCUACAAUUUGAAGAAUCGUUUGGUUAUCACACUUCCACAGCAUACGCACAAUUUAAGCUCAACACGUUUUUAUAUUGCGCUUCGUGCCACAAACGGACCAGCCAGCUAUGGAUUGGUAUUUUUCCGCCAAGACCAGUUACACAUCGAUUUAUUUGUAUUUUUUUCAGUAUUUUUUUCGUGUUUCUUCUUAUUUUUGGCGGUGUGCGUGGUUAUAUGGAAGGCAAAACAAGCGGCAGAUAUUCGACGAGCAAGGUUGCGACAUGUUGUUGAGAUGUUACACAUGGCACGUCGACCAUUUGCAUCGGUGCAACUCAGUGUUUCGAGUACGAGCACACCGCAACCGUACACACGACGUGCAUUACGCGUCAAUAGCUCAAAGCAUACACUAAAUACAGGCAUUCGACCAUUGGCUGUUGAAAUGACUGCCGAUAAUUCAGCCGCCGUUUGCACUGUUUUUGUUCGAUUGCCCGGCACUGGAAAAUCACCAAAUGUUGCGUUGGCAUCAGCUCUGGUGCUAAUGAAUACUCGACAAUUCCCAGCUUAUCAGCGCAUUCCAUACAUUCGACGUCGACGAAUCUCAUCAAAUGGAUUACCAAGUCAAAAUCAAACACCACCGGGACCAUCAUCACCAUCUAAUCAACGUCCUUUGGCUACCAUUCAAUUACGACGUGAACGAAAUCUGAAUAUUAAUCAAGUAAUUUAAAACAAAAAAUUAGAAAAAUGUUUGAAAAAUCAACGGAUUGCUGUGCAACACAUCACAAACAUCGUUCCUCCGAUUAAUCUUCAAAUUAUGCCUAAUCCAUAUUAAGAUUUGGUGCAAUCAAUUCAAACAAAAAAUAGUGAAAUAUUAUUAUUAUUAUUUUUUUGAUAACUGACUAAAUGUGAUAUGUAGAGAAAAAAAAACAAUGUUGUAUAUGUAUAAAGAAAACUCGAAAUAUUUCAAAAUAGCAAAACGAAAAAAAAAAACAAUUGUAGUCGGCUACAAAUAUCACAGAAAAUUGAUAUUUUAUAUUGAAACAUAAAUUAUACAAGAAAUAUAAAUAAUAAUUAUUAUUAGAGUUUUUAAUACUACUAGAAUGAAACCGGAUAACGAUAUAA